Messenger RNA from Prosopis cineraria, 635 nucleotides. RefSeq lists its product as uncharacterized. Lineage: Eukaryota; Viridiplantae; Streptophyta; Magnoliopsida; Fabales; Fabaceae. The record is from RefSeq and is a predicted model, not a curated record. Gene Ontology annotation, cellular component: mitochondrial inner membrane. The transcript is spliced from 3 exons. Bases 193 to 498 code for a protein of 101 amino acids. Gene Ontology annotation, biological process: mitochondrial respiratory chain complex IV assembly.
ACCCGGGGGCCAUGCUCAAAAUCAACGGCAAGCACCAGAUGUCACACAUCUCAAUCUCCCAAUUCUCUAUCCCUUCCCUCUACUCUAUAUAUAACCUCCCUUCCCCUCACGUCCCACUUCAUCACAGUCCUUCACAUAGCCUCUCUUUGACAAUUCCUCAAACACCUUUCGGACGUUAACACAUAACCCAAAAUGUCACUUCAUUCGUGGGUUUCAGAACACAAGCUCGCUUCCAUUGGGGCAGUAUGGGCCACAGGAAUAGGUGCAUCCUUCCUCGCUAAUUCGCGAAAAACCUCUGCCAUGAAACCCAGUCUGAGACUUAUUCAUGCCAGGAUGCAUGCUCAGGCCUUAACACUGGCGGUGCUGUCUGGUGCUGCAGCUUAUCACUAUUAUGAGAAACGUCGUCUUUCUGAUUCGGAAGCCACCAAACCACAGGUGGAAACUGCUCGUGCUGAUACCAGAAGCCUGGUUGAAUGGGAUGUCCUAUCUCCUUUCUAAUUCAAGGGUCUAUCUCAUAUCAUUGCAGUGAAUAAUUUCACGUUUGAUUUAUGCAUCGUUCUGUCUGGCUUUUGUUAUCUUAUUUCUGAAAGCCAUCAUUCUCCUUCGACUAUAAUGAGAACCCGUUUUCCAAUGUA